AUUAUGCUGUUUAUUUCGUGUGUCUCGGAGACCCUCUAUUGAAGAACCACAGUCAUGAAUGGCUUGAGAGUCCUGCUUCGAAGCAACCUAUCCAUCCUGUUGCUGCUAGCUCUCUUGCACUUUCAGACUCUGGGUCUGGACGUUGAUAGUCGAUCUGCUGCAGACGUCUGUGCCACACAUACCAUUUCACCAGGACCUAAAGGAGAUGAUGGUGAAAGAGGUGACACCGGAGAAGAAGGCAAGGAUGGCAAAGUGGGACGCCGGGGACCAAAAGGAGUGAAAGGAGAACUGGGUGAUAUGGGAGCCCAGGGCAAUAUUGGCAAGUCUGGCCCUAUUGGCAAGAAGGGUGACAAAGGUGAAAAGGGUCUGCUUGGGAUUCCUGGAGAAAAAGGCAAGGCAGGUACCAUCUGUGACUGUGGCAGGUACCGGAAAGUGGUUGGACAACUGGAUAUUAGUGUUGCUCGUCUUAAGACGUCAAUGAAAUUCAUCAAGAAUGUUAUAGCAGGGAUCCGGGAAACUGAAGAGAAACUCUACUACAUUGUGCAGGAGGAGAAGAACUACAGGGAAUCUCUGACCCACUGCAGGAUCCGCGGAGGGAUGCUAGCCAUGCCCAAGGACGACGUUGUUAACACUCUUAUUGCUGACUAUGUCGCCAAGAGUGGCUUCUUCAGAGUGUUCAUUGGGGUCAAUGACCUUGAGAGGGAGGGGCAAUAUGUGUUCACAGAUAACACUCCAUUGCAGAACUACAGCAACUGGAAGGAGGGGGAGCCUAGUGACCCCUACGGCCAUGAGGACUGUGUGGAGAUGCUGAGCUCUGGCAGGUGGAAUGACACAGAGUGUCACCUUACCAUGUAUUUUGUCUGUGAGUUUGUCAAGAAGAAAAAAUAAUUGUCCUCAUGUCACCCUUUCCCUGGGACUUUUUAGUAGUUGCUUUUAUCUAUCUUUGCCUUCCUAAUUGCAUUGCUUUUGCUAAAAUGACGUAAGGGCUAUGACCCCCACUAUCUUCUUCUGUGUUAGUUGUGACAGUUUUGUACAUGAUGUUUACUUGGAACACUCUUGAAGAUCUUUCUCUUGCUUCUCUAUUUAACCCUCUAGCAUAACAGAAGGAAGACACUAGCACUCAGAAGGGGAAGGGAGAGGUAGUUCUGAAAUGAUACAAGUUAUAGGCCUUCUGUUAUAUUGCCCCCUGCUAUUAAUGACUCCAUUUUAUUUCAUAAACACGUUCCUGUAGACAUUCUUCACCUUCAACAUAAAUAAUCAAGAGGGAAGGGUUCAAACCUUCAGAAAACUCUAAAAGUGCUAAAGUACUACCCUCUCUAGUACUUUUAGAGUACCUCCCCCUUCCAGCUAAUACAUCAUUCAUGGAGAAAUUUUAUGGGAGGCCUUUCACUCUCUGUUAAUUAAUGUUGCUGGAGACACCCUUUCUAUUAUUUUGACACCACAGAGAUAUGUCUGGCACAGCAUUUGGAAUGUGCUAAGAGUCCUCAUUGACUGAGUUGGCGACAGUUUACCUUGAGUUGCAGAUCAAACCUCAAAGCGGCUUUAAUCUGGCAUUUGACAAUGAACAGUUGAACAAAACUCUAGCGUCUCUCCUUAGAAACGGAUGCCCUGCUUAUGGGUUGUGACACAUGAUUAGAUUGUUUAAAAUGCUGGCAGAACAGUUAAUGAAACAAGAGAAACAGAUCAACAACAUAUGUUCUCCUUAAACCACCUGUUUAUGACUUUGCCCAUGACUAACUGGUGGUGAGAAGAGAAUACUGCCAUUGGCUAUGUGAAUUCACCAAGACUCACAAGUACCCAUCCUACGGAGUCCAGAAAGAUGACAUAGAUAGAUGAACUAAGAGGGGUGAGGCCCCUAAUCCACUAGUCACAGUCUGCUCUUUGAAGGAGCCAACUACUUCUUAGCUGCUGCUGUUGAUGCCACCAAGGACCCAGAAUGACUCCAAGCCAGUAUCCUGACAUUUGAACUGAAGUCUAAUGGCUGGAACUUUAUAACUCCAUAUUUAUAAGUGUUGACAAUUAAUCAAUAUCUAACCUAGACUGUAAGACCUACAAAUGUCUGUUAACCAAAUUAUGAACUUUCCAUUUCCACCUCUGGGGAAAGUUCUGAAAGUUCUAAUUUUGCCAAGUGUCAUUAGGAAAUAAUGACUUCAACGUCAGGUCUCCCUUGAAUGACUUAUUCAGUUCAGCUCAAUAGGACAAAUUUGUUAAAUCUUUGACAUUUAUCAGGUUAUUAAAGUAGUCACAGAGUCUCUUUUGAGAAUGUGGCAUAGGAUAUUUUGAAGGCCGAGCAGUUUAAUAUAAUUACAAAUCAAGGCAUCACGCCAAAUACCAGCCAAGAUCUCAGAGAAUUGGAACACUCAGAAACAUGUGGAGGAAAAGAAAAGGCUGAGAGGAGAGAGAGACAGCCAAGUGCAAACCCAGCCUAGGGCGGCUCCUGUUGGAUUCAUGUUUACAAUUGCUCUGAGUCCCUGAAGUCUGAAUAUUUUGAACAUAUGGCAAAUGCUAUCAUUUCCAUUAUAAAUUUAUAAUGUUAACAAUCAUUCUCUCAGUAACUCAUCUCAGUUUGGAAGACAUUUCUCAGAGUAGAUGACAGUUUCAAGGAAUAAGAUCCAUUCAUUUCUGCCUGGAAGAACUUCUUAAGACAUUACAUCAGAACUCCAUGAAAAUGAGUACCUUUUUCUAUUUAUUUUUCAUGUGAGAGUGUCAGUAUAAAACCAAGGCUGUCCUUGAACUCAAAAUCUUCCUGCCUUAUACUCUUGGAUGCUGAUUGACAGCUAUGCGAUACCAAGCCCAGCUGAAAAUACACCAUUCAACGUGUUCUCUUUUAGGAGAACCUCUACACCUCUUUGAUCAAGGCAGAAAUAUUUACUGCCAUUUUCCAGUGAAGCACUGCAGCUGUAAGAAAGACCAUCCAGAGACUGCCCCACCCAGGGAUCCAUCCCAUAUACAACCACCAAACUCAGACACUAUUGUA
Mus pahari (shrew mouse) is the source of this 2977-nucleotide messenger RNA. It is a transcript of the gene Colec10, whose product is annotated as collectin subfamily member 10. The transcript has 6 exons. The record is from RefSeq and is a predicted model, not a curated record. Lineage: Eukaryota; Metazoa; Chordata; Mammalia; Rodentia; Muridae. The coding region runs from base 55 to 888 and encodes 277 amino acids.